Molecule: messenger RNA, 710 nt
Organism: Aspergillus alliaceus
Lineage: Eukaryota; Fungi; Ascomycota; Eurotiomycetes; Eurotiales; Aspergillaceae
Product: cytochrome c oxidase assembly protein COX16
Exons: 2
Coding region: 101-505 (134 amino acids)
Biological process (GO): mitochondrial respiratory chain complex IV assembly
Cellular component (GO): mitochondrial inner membrane
Source: RefSeq, a predicted model, not a curated record
CUUCGAAUAACACAAUCUAAGCUUGAUUAAGAAAUUAUAGUACACUGCUCACUUUUCUUUUGUUCCUAUAUGCUAUUACAAUAUCAUACUGGCUCCAGCAAUGCCUGUAUUCCAAAGCAAAACAUUUCGUCGUGCAACAACAGCUUCGUCUUCUCUUGGAGAACGGAUCGGCGAGGCCUAUCGUGCUAGAUUACCCAAGCAUCCGUUUAUUCUCUUUGGACUUCCAUUUGUAAUGAUCAUAGUCGCCGGAUCAUUUGCUUUGACCCCUGCUGCUGCUUUGAGAUAUGAACGAUACGAUCGCAAGGUGCAGCAAUUAAGUCAAGAGGAAGCAAUGAAUUUAGGUCUGAGAGGAUCAGACGGAGAAGAGGGGAUUAAAAGGAAUCCCCGGAGGAGAAUCAUUGGAGAUGAAAGGGAGGAGUACUACAGGCUUAUGGCCAAGGAUUUGGACAACUGGGAGCAAAAACGAGUACAAAGAUUUAAGGGCGAACCCGAUGGGAAAUUGUGAAUCUACUUGCCCAAGCAGUGGAACUCUUUUAUAUAUUUUUAUUUGCCGGCAUUUCUUCGUUUUGCGAUAGCAUUCGCGACUACUGUUUCUUUCUUUCCCAAGAGUCCUACCUACAGUGUGUCGUCUUUUUUACCCUUGUUCUCUCUCCAAUAUACAUGUUGGUAAAUUUUUGGUUAACUAUUUACCAUACAAUAUUUAAAAAGGA